Messenger RNA from Lolium rigidum, 3056 nucleotides. RefSeq names its product probable LRR receptor-like serine/threonine-protein kinase At1g56140. Gene Ontology annotation, molecular function: protein binding; ATP binding; protein kinase activity. Lineage: Eukaryota; Viridiplantae; Streptophyta; Magnoliopsida; Poales; Poaceae. The record is from RefSeq and is a predicted model, not a curated record. Gene Ontology annotation, biological process: protein phosphorylation. The coding region runs from base 7 to 2805 and encodes 932 amino acids. The transcript has 23 exons.
AGAUAAAUGAGCUGGAUGCCGCUGGCCCCAUCCCGGAAGAGCUGCGGAACCUCACUCGCCUCACCAAACUGUGUAGCUGACAUUUACUUUUUAUGGGGCACAACUUUUUCCACUUCCAGUCAUUACAGGGACCUUAAGAAAAACAGCUUGACCGGCCCAUUGCCAGCAUUCCUUGGUGAACUGACUACUAUGCAGUACAUAACCGUGGGCACCAAUGCAUUAUCUGGACCUGUGCCAAAGGAGCUUGGGAAUCUUACAGAGCUCUUAUUACUUGCAUUGGGCUCAAAUCAUUUUAAUGGCUCACUUCCAGAUGAGUUAGGAAAAUUGACAAAACUUCAGCAGCUGUACAUUGAUAGUAAUGACUUCAGUGGUCCUCUACCAGCGACACUGUCCCAGCUUACGAACCUGUCAACUUUGUGGGCAUCAGACAAUAAUUUCACUGGGAAGAUACCUGAUUAUCUUGGGAGCUUCACCAACUUGAACCAACUGAGGAUCCAAGGGAACUCUUUUCAAGGACCGAUUCCCAUAAGUCUUUCUAAUCUUAUGAAGUUGACUAGCCUGAGAAUAGGCGACAUAGUAAAUGGAAGCUCUUCAAUGGCGUUUGUGAGAAACAUGACAUCUUUGAGUGAUCUGGUAUUGAGGAACAGCAAGAUAUAUGACACACUUUCAUCGGUAGAAUUCUCCCAAUUUGUAAAUCUAAAUUUAUUGGAUUUGAGUUUUAAUAAUAUCACGGGCCAAAUACCUCUAUCAAUCUUUAAUCUUCCUUCGCUUAUUUUUAUAUUUCUUGGGAACAAUAGCCUUUCAGGAAGUCUACCAGCUACGAAAAAUCAACUACUUACCAAUUUAGAUUUUUCAUACAACCAUCUCUCAGGAAGCUUUCCUUCGUGGGUUACCCAGAAAAACCUGCAAUUGAAUUUGGUGGCAAACAACUUUGUGAUGGAUAGCUCCAAUGACAGUGUUUUGCCAGGGCUGAAUUGUCUUCAGCGAGAUACCCCUUGUUUUCUCGGAUCUCCACAGUCUUCCUCCUUAGCGGUAGAUUGUGGAGGUAGUAGAACCAUAUCAGGCUCAGACAAUUCGAUGUAUCAGGCUGAUAAUGCAAAUCUUGGUGCCGCAUCUUAUUUUGUUGGGGGUGAACCUAUAUGGGGUAUUAGCAGCACUGGAAGAUUCAUGGACCCACCCAACGGAAGUUACAUAAUCUACAGUUCACGCCAAUUUCUGAACACACUAGAUUCUGGGUUGUUCCAAACCGCAAGAAUGUCACCAUCAUCUUUGAGAUACUAUGGCAUUGGACUCGAGAAUGGAAACUACACAGUGACACUUGAAUUUGCAGAAUUUGACUCCCCUGAUCCACAGGCUUGGAAAAGCAGAGGGAGGAGAGUUUUUGAUAUCUAUCUCCAGGGAGAGCGCAAGGAGCAGAACUUUGACAUAAAAAAGGCUGCAGGAGGGAAAUCCUAUGUUGCUGUGAAGAAGCAGUAUGUUGUUCCUGUGGUAAAAAACUUUCUUGAAAUUCAUCUUUUCUGGGCUGGCAAGGGUACUUGCUGCAUUCCUACCCAAGGUUACUAUGGGUCUGCAAUAGCGGCUUUAAGCGCAACUCCAAAUUUCACCCCUACCGUGCGUAAUUUUGCGGCAAAGAAGAAAGGCAGUAAAACAGGUGUGAUUGCGGGAGUAAUAGUUGGUGUGGCAGUUUUAGGACUGUUAGCAUUUGCUGGAAUCUUUGUUUGGAGGCAGAAAAAGAGAAAACUAACGUUGGAGCAAGAAGAGCUGUACAGUAUUGUGGGAAGACCUAAUGUCCUCAGCUAUGGAGAACUGAGGUCAGCUACUGAAAAUUUCAGUUCUAAUAAUCUUCUUGGUCAAGGAGGUUAUGGAUCGGUCUAUAAGGGAAAGUUAACUGAUGGGAGGUUUGUGGCAGUGAAGCAGCUGUCUGAAACAUCUCAUCAGGGGAAAAAGGAAUUUGCGACGGAAAUAGAAACCAUAUCUCGGGUCCAGCACCGUAAUCUCGUGAAGUUGUAUGGUUGCUGCCUUGAGGGCAAUAAGCCAUUGCUGGUCUAUGAGUACCUAGAGAAGGGAAGCCUAGACCAUGCUCUAUUUGGAAAAGGGAGGUCAAAUCUAGACUGGCCAACACGUUUUGACAUAUGCUUAGGCAUUGCAAGAGGUCUAGCUUAUCUUCAUGAAGAAUCUAGCAUCCGUGUUGUGCACAGGGACAUAAAGGCCAGCAAUGUCCUUCUUGAUGCCAAUCUCAACCCCAAGAUCUCAGAUUUCGGGCUCGCCAAACUUUAUGAUGAACAGGAGACACAUGUCAGCACGAAAGUUGCUGGUACAUUUGGUUAUCUUGCACCUGAGUAUGCCAUGAGAGGCCAUGUGACGGAGAAGGUUGAUGUGUUUGCAUUUGGCGUCGUUGUACUGGAGACUUUAGCUGGAAGACCAAACUAUUACACUACUGGGGACCAAAACAAGAUUUAUAUUUUUGAAUGGGUCUGGGAACUGUACGAGCACAACAACCCUCUGGACAUGUUAGACCCGAGGCUUGAAGAAUUCGACACCGAGGAGGUGCUCCGGGCCAUCAAGGUGGCGCUUGUGUGCACCCAGGGCUCGCCCCAUCAGCGGCCAUCCAUGUCGAGGGUGGUGGCCAUGCUGACUGGUGACGUCGAGGCGCCAGACAAUGUGGCCAAGCCCAGCUACAUCACGGAGUGGCAGAUCAAGGGCAGCGACACGAGCUUCAUGAGCUCAGAGGUCAGCGGGCAGUCGAGCUUGACUCCGAGGUCUGGCACAGCGCACUUGCCGUUCCUGGGCGAUGAAGGCCGUUGAUAUGGUUCUCACGGGUGAUCGCCCGGCUCAGGCCUCAUGGUGACUUCUUGUGCUACACACUUGUUGAGAACUAGAAGGAUAGACGCGCUUCUCCCCGCUGCAUAUCCCUCGUUGACGCACGGCCUUUGCCUACCGGAGUGUAUCAGCAGGCGUUGUCAUCAGUUGACAUUUUGCUGUGGUGAACAGAGAGCAUGGGCGCCUGCUCUACUGUUGUGUGAUGUCUUUAUCAGUUUAAUUUUUUCCGUGUCUCA